AUGGUCCUGCCUAAUCCGGGUGACUCCCUCUCAAGCCUCAGUUUUAGCCCGAAAAGCAAUCUUCUGGUGGCAACUUCCUGGGAUAACCAGGUGAGGUGUUGGGAGAUAGGUAAUGGUAACAGUCAGCCAAAGGCAUCCAUAUCACAUGAUCAGCCAGUGCUCUGCUCAGCCUGGAAAGAUGAUGGGACUACUGUCUUCUCAGGAGGGUGUGAUAAACAGGUCAAAAUGUGGCCUCUCCUGUCUGGUGGGCAGGCUCAGACGGUUGCAAUGCAUGAUGCACCUGUCAAGGAGGUCUCUUGGAUUUCUCAGAUGAAUCUUCUUGUCUCAGGAAGCUGGGACAAGACGCUAAGGUAUUGGGACACAAGACAACCAAAUCCUGCCCAUGUUCAGCAACUUCCUGAUCGUUGCUACGCACUUGCUGUGAAUUAUCCCCUUAUGAUUGUGGGAACAGCUGAUCGCAAUAUUGUGAUCUUCAACUUGCAGAAUCCUCAGACUGAGUUUAAGCGUAUUCAAUCACCUCUGAAAUACCAGACACGGUGCGUUGCUGCCUUUCCAGAUCAACAAGGAUUCCUGAAGGAGACUGCAUCGACGCUAUGCUUGGAGAAGGAGACUGCAUCUCAUGUCAAGAGGAUGAGAAGGAGCCCCUUGGGUAAUCAAUGUAUUGUUCCUCGUGGGGACACCUUAGAGGUGGGUUCCAUAGAAGGAAGAGUUGGUGUGCAUCAUAUUGAUGAUUCACAGCAAAGCAAAAACUUCACAUUCAAAUGUCACAGGGAAGGAAAUGAUAUUUUCUCUGUCAAUUCGCUCAACUUUCACCCUGUUCAUCACACGUUUGCCACAGCUGGAUCUGAUGGUGCUUUCAACUUUUGGGAUAAGGAUAGCAAGCAGAGACUUAAGGCUUUCAGUCGGUGUCCUCAACCCAUUCCUUGCAGUAGCUUCAAUAAUGAUGGCUCAAUAUUUGCUUAUGGGGUCUGCUAUGACUGGAGCCGUGGCGCUGAGAACCAUAAUCCUGCAAAUGCAAAGACAUCCAUCUAUCUCCACAGUCCCCAGGAAGCCGAGGUGAAAGGAAAACCAAGAAUCGCAACGGGGCGGAAGUGA
Triticum turgidum subsp. durum (durum wheat) is the source of this 1095-nucleotide messenger RNA. NCBI's taxonomy places the organism in Eukaryota, Viridiplantae, Streptophyta, Magnoliopsida, Poales, Poaceae. The record is from the annotation of a GenBank genome assembly.